Pelodiscus sinensis (Chinese soft-shelled turtle) is the source of this 5302-nucleotide messenger RNA. The record is from RefSeq and is a predicted model, not a curated record. Lineage: Eukaryota; Metazoa; Chordata; Testudines; Trionychidae.
GAGAACACAGGCUUUCAAAUACCCUGUCUGUGCUUGGUAUAUUAGGCAGCCCGUGCUCUUGGCUGGGAGCCCAGACAAGGCUUUUGUAAUCAAAACAUGAUCUUGUAUGCUGUGCAACCAGUGCUGAGAAAGGCCGUCUGAUGGCUCUCCUCUUUUAGCUCUGCUUUGGAAUCCACCAGCCUUCAACGCCCAAGUCCAAAAUGCAGCGAUCUGCUACUACGGUGGAUGAUGCUGUGCUGCGGAAGAAAGAGCAGAAAGAUGUUGAGCUGGAUAAAAAGAUCCUGGCUUUGAGGAAGAAGAACGAAGCUCUCAUACGAAGAUACCAGGAAAUAGAAGAGGACAGAAAACGAGCGGAGCAGGAGGGGAUGGCUGUCACCUCAAGGAGACCCAAGCAGGAUGGUCUGACUAUUACUAUCACCAAGGCCCACAAUGAGAAAAGGGUGGUGAGUGAGAAAUGGGGAAGCAGCUGCCCCACCAGCCCCGGGUUCGGAGUCAGCAGUGAGGCAGAAGAUGAGGAGGAAGCAGAUCAUAUGUUUACAUUCAGGAUGGGGAAGAGGAUGCAGCUGGCUGUUACUAUGGACAACAAACCCAAGGGGAAGCGAAUUGUCAGUGAGAAACGGAGUUCAGAUGACUUUCUGAGCCAAGGUGGGGACCUAGAUCUGAGUGAGGAAGAAGUGGACCAUCUGGUAGCUUUCCACAAAGGGAGACGGAUGCAGAUUGCCAUCACCAUGGACAACAAGGAAAAAGGGGAUGAAAGGAGAACAGUGGAGAGGAGGCGAUCAGACGCGGAGAGUGAGCACAACAUAAAGGAGGGAGGGAAACCUCUCCAGAAGAGCUCAGGAGACCUGGGUUUCACUAUGACCGGAAGGGAACGCUCAGAAUAUGUGCGAUGGAAGAAAGAACGAGAUCAGAUUGACCUGGAGAGGCUAGCACGCCACAAGAAUGCAAAGGGCGAAUGGCGACGGGCUUGGGAUGUAGAAAAGUCAGAGCACAUGUUUGAGGAGGAUUUUACUAAGGGUGGGGAGCCAGUCUUGGAUAAUCUCAUCAGUAAGAAAGGGGGAAGAAAUGCCAGGAAAUUCCAGCACAGGUCCUUUCCUUCUGAAGGGAGAGGUGGAGGACAAACUACUACAAACACGAGUGAGCCUGCUUCCAGAACAGUACCGGUUGUGAGCAGUAAAGCCAGAGGAAAGGACAGACUGACUGGCAGAGCCAGAAGAUGGGAUGCAAAGGAAGGUGAGGACAUGCCCUUUCUAAAGGAUGACCAUGAUAACCAGAGAUCCACCAGCACUGACACACUGAAAAGCAAAUUUCCAGCUGGCAGAGAGAUGACAGAAAAUUGCACAGAACUUCAGGAAGAGAACAUGGAACAGCAAAGGUCUCAAGACCCUGGUUUCUUCUCAUCACAAGGGGAGAAAGGUGGGACGGUUCUGCCUGCAGAGGACAAUCAGAGGGAGAAACAGCAGGCAGGAAAGUGCCUCAGCAAGGAAGUGGAGGUGUCCAGUAUGUGUGACUCAGAGCCAGAGUCCAAGCUAAGUCAAGAAGAAGUUCUGGAAGUGAACAUAGGGAAGCCUGGCACUGCCAGUCUCUCCCAGCAGGGCGGCUGCAUGAACAGCAGCACUUCCCAAAGCAUCACUACAAGCACAGCUGGCCCUGACAGUAUGGGGAGCACCUCCCCUCCCCCAGAAAAUGGCUUAGAGAAAAAAGCUCUGCCAGAAAAAGAACACAUCGAAGACUCUUCAGAAAGCCUCAAUGGAAAGCUGGAAAAGGCAGCAUGUGGCAGAUGUGAUAGAGCCAAAGGACUAUCACUGAGGAGAGUGGAAGAGGUGACCCAGCACAGUGGUUCUGAGGGGAAAAAAUUCACAAUGAAAGGAGACGAGGUAGCCACAUGCCUUGAACACAGAGGGGAUCCUGCAUCCUCGAAGAAAGACAUCUCAGACAAGAUUGGGGUCUCUCAGCAGGAUGGGGCAAAAGCACAGAACAGGAAAGAUGACCAGCCUGAAAAGUGCAGUUACAGGAACAGUGGGGACAAUCAAAACUCAAGGAGAAUGCACUGGAUUGCAAGAGACUGAAGGACAAAGUGCUAAGGGGUAGUUGAUGAGAAAGGAAGAUGAGCACAAUCUUCUCACUCUUACAGCUUUCAAUACCAGACCUUCACCAUUCAUUAUCCAAUGUCAACAUUCACCACAAAUGAGAUCUCACUAGUCUGUAGCCAUUCACCUCCCUGAAACUGAGUGCUCAAAAUUUUGUCAUCACCUCUCAGCACCUGUCUCUAUGCCAAAUGACAGAGAAAUCUAUAAAUCAAGUCUCCAGAGGGAAGAGAAGAAACACUGUCACCUUUAUUUCAUAUUGAAUUUUUCUUACAUUGUGAGUGUGGGGCAAGCCAUGACUUGUAUACUGUAUGCACUUUAUUUUAUUUAAUAACCAAUUCUAUUUAAAACUGAGGUUUGGUGUUCAACUCCCUUCUCCAACUUAAGGGCUUACAGGCCACUGCACCCUCCAGGAAAGGGCAAUAGAAAUGUUCAAGGGUUUAUGGAAAGUGCUUAUAUUGUAGCUUUGUAGUUAGUUAAUGGGCAACAGAUAAAUUAGAAGGUAUGGGGUGGAGGGCUGUCUCCUCAUAACCAUUGGGUGACAGAAGAAAUGGGUUUUAUAGGUGGAUGGUAAAGUGUAGUUUUGUAGGUGGUUGAAAAAUUAGAGAUUAUACUAGAGCCUCAAAGUGGCUAUAGAAUUGACAGGGAUGCAAGGAUAUUGUCUCAUCUUGCAGACAAUGGAGCACAGAGGCGCCAGAGUGAUAAAGAAUUACAUUGUGGUUCAUGAAUAAUUUUGAAAGGCUCAGAAUAUCAUUGGUGUCACUGUAUUAAGGAGGUCACCACUUCCUCCUUUUGGCAUUAGCAAGCACAGGUGAUGGUAGACAGCACAUUAGCUCUGUGGAGAUUGGGCUUUCCUGAGUAAGAGGGUGGAUUGAGUGCCACUUGAAGGGACCCUGGCACAGUGCCAUUUCUGCUUCUUAAAAUCCACUAAUGAUGAGCACCUACAACAAAAUGCAUCAGGCAGAGAUUGGAGGGGCAUUCACAUGUAGUAAUCCUCCCCCUUUACCCAACGCACCAAGAACUUUUUGGUACACCUGAGAACAUUUGUGCAACUACUCCUGAGCUAGCUCAGAUUAAAGGUCCAGGCUUCUUCUGAGAUCCUUUCACUUUCCCAGCCACAUUCUCUGCUCUCUUAACCUUCUAAAGCCUUCUGCUUGCAUAAGACAGUAGUAAGCUUUCGUGGCAAACCACCACUUUGGCAGAUGCCCAUGAAAGCUUAUGCCCAAAUAUAUCUGUUAAUUUUUAAAGCGACACAGGACUCCUCACUGUUUUUGUGGAUACAGUCCUAACAGGGCUACCCUUUGAUACUUGUCAUAAGUAGGUAGUCACUCUCCAGGAAUCUGCCAUAUUAGGUUAUUUUAUUUAGCCUUAAAACAACAUACCUUUCUUAAGGAGGAAUUAAUCUUCAGUUAGAUAGAUGUCUAUCAGGGAUGGUCUAGAUGGUACUGGGUCCUGCCAUGAGGGCAGGGGACUCAACUUGAUGACCUCUCAAGGUCCCUUCCAGUUCUAGUGUUCUAUGAUUCUAGUAUAAAUCACAAUAGCUUCACCGAUUUCACUAGGAACAUACUGAAAAAAUCCAACUAAAAAAUAACCAAAUAAUGAUGGGAUGACAGCUUGAAAGAGAACACUCCUGUAAGUCAGAAGCCCAAAAAUGUGUAAAGUCCUAAUUUCCAAACGUGACCCAGACACACGAAGCAGUUUUAUCUUCUUCAUUGAAGGGAGAUGUAGACGUGCAUGUAGAUGUGUGCACAUGUCCACAGGAAUUUAUUUAGCUUCACUGAAAGAAACGUUGCUAUCUAAAAUGACAGACUGCUUUACUGAUGAGGUUGGUAUGAGUGCACUGGAAUACUGUUUUAAUAAAUUAACAGUUGCACAGCAGCACAUCCUGGUUUUCCUAGUAACUCAGCAAAUGUACCUAACUGGCUUUCACUCAAAAGGACGGGCAAUCUCUUCCAUGUGCCAAAUUUGUGAUAAUUCACCAACCCACCCCGAAGCUGUUAGCAAGAGAUGGAUCAGAAGAUGCACACAAAAUCAUGCUGUAUUAAAAACAUUUUUUUCUGCUGUCUAGGGCUAAAGUUACAGAUGAAGUUGACUAUAAAACUGCUUCAAUUCCUGGAAGCUGGUCUAGCUCAUUAAAGGCUGAAUUUCCAUGUCUCAGAUACUGGGUUGGAAGAGCAGCGGAGUUAAGGGAUCAGUAACUGGUUACAAAUUCAUUUAUAUCUAACAUUCUGACCAAAGUCCUAACCAGAUUGGAAUUUUAAAGUAAUUCUCACCAAACAGCUUUAUAAUUUGGUCACCCAUGUAAAAACACUAGUUUCAGUCCCAUUCCCAGAAAGUCUGCAGCCAAAACAGUCUCUUCUACCUAAAAGCUGUUCCUCCAAGUCAUCCAGGUCAGACUUCAAGGCACCAUGCAAAAGUUUUCACUGCCACAUGAUCCCAGUUCUACAGACAAAGAGAUAAGUUCAGUUUCAAUUGUGGUACACUUAGCACCUUUUGCUAAGAUAAAUUCAGUAUCAAGGAAAACUGCUGCUUAAUUCUCCCUCUUCUUCCCAAGCUCAAGUAAUUUAGCAUAAUAAGCCUUGUAAUGGACUUCAUGGAAGGUACUGUACAGAUGGUCCCUGCUAUUAAUGUUAAGUUUCCUUAAUUAAGGAUAGGCCUUGCAUACUGUUUGAAAACAGUUUGUUCCCAUUGUUAGAGAACCAUAACUACUAUUUAUUUCUUCUGUACAAGGGCUAGAUGUGGGUGAAGUUGAGGUGAUUGAAAUAUUUAAGUGUAGAGAUUAUUUUUGUUAAAUAAAAGUUGUGAGAAGGAAAAGACUAAGUUCCAUUUGUUAAUAUUUCUUCCACUUACAGAUGGUUGGGAAGAUCUUCAAUGAGUCAUAACCUUGGUCUUUUCUUCCAUGAGCAGCAGCAGAACUGGAUAGGAAUUUUAUGUAUUGCACUCAAUGUUAGUCUUCACUAGCCCACCCUAAAUUCAGUAGGAAUGUCAACCCCAUCCCAUUUAAUAACUCAACCUUAUUGUGAGCGACUUAUGAAUUUGGCCUAUGUCCACAAAGUAAGGUUGCCAGGUGUCCGGUUUUCUACCGGACAGUCUGGUAUUUGCACCAUCUAUCCAGUAGAAAAAUUCAGAAGAUACCAGACAUGUGCAAUGUCCGGUAUUUUCUGAAUUCCCAGCUGGAGGCCAGAUGGAAGCCUGGUGAGGGAGCAGGGCCUCAA